ACCAUUAGUUCCCGAAGUCUAACUAGAUGUCGCCACAGUACGUUCUUGAUUUCUCUAUGACAACCUUUCCGGUUUUCUUUCAUGUUUAGAAAUAAAUUAGUUUUCUAAACUCAAUAAACAACACAAAUUGUAAAUGUACUCUUUCGUAUUUGUAUUGUUAUCUAAGUUUCGAACUUUUCAAGUUUCAGUUUUUUAAUAUGUUAGUUAAUAGGAACGGAAAUAACGGUGAAUAGUGGAGGUGCUUUUUAGUGCUUUCGUUUUUAUUUAAAUACUUCCUCAUUGUAGUAAAUAAUUAAGAAGCUGCGUAAAAAUAAUAUUUGAUGUUAGUUUUAAACUGUAGGGUUACUUGGUGGAUUUAAAAAUACCUAUAUUAAGUUGGAAUAGGUACCGCCUAGUAUUUUGAAAUAUGUGUGGGUCGUGAGUAUGCUUUACUUCAACAAGAUAAUCAAUGACAACCUUAGUUCCAAUAAAUUUGAUCCUUUCGCUCUUAAAUUAAAACAAAAAAGAAGAAAGUCAAAUUGUCAAGUAAAAUGUCAUUAUAAAUUAUACUCUUUGGACGGAUUGUUGAUCUGCUUCUGCGAGUGGUUUUUUGCCUGUUCUGAUAUUAAUUAUGCGAGAAUUAAAAGUUUAAUGACAAAUGAGUUAAAAAGAGGCAUUUGUUUUCUUUGAAGCAUGAAUAUAAUAAAUAUGUCCUCGUUCAUUAGUCAUAGAGAUGAUAGCAAAGUGAGUGUUGAUGAAGCUGUUACGAAAGACAAUGUGACAUACUACAAAAUUACUGUUAAAGUUGGCCCUGUUAACUGGAGCGUUUCACAUAGGUUCAGCGAGUUCGUAGAACUCCAUGAGAAACUUGUAUCUGACCACGGAGUCACCAAAGAAUGGCUGCCUCCAAAAAAAGUGAUCGGUAAUAAAACACCAAAAUUUAUAGAACAAAGACGAGAUGCCUUGAAUGAAUAUCUUAAAAAUGUAUUAAACUACUUAAGACUGACGAUGCCGUAUGAAUUUGCUCACUUUUUGGACUUCCAUUUGUAUGAUAUAUUUUUUCUUUUACAAGAUUUAGCAAAGAAUCUAUAUUUGGAAGGUGAUAAGAUAUUACAAGAUACAGCAGCUUACAAGCUUACACCUGUAGAGCUUCAUGCAAUUAGCGAAAGGUUGAAAAUGGCAUGUCCACCUACAGAAAAGGUUGAUCAAAUGUAUGACUUCAGUCACAUUUUGGACUUUUGCUCUCAACUCCGUUGUUUAAAUAUAGAGGGAAGCUAUGAAAAGUUUGGCUCUAGCAACAUUGUACCAAAUGAUCUACAUUUUGACCUUGUGCCUUUCAAGUCUUUGGUUGAUUUGAAAAUUAUUGGCGUGCCAAUGGCUUGUAUACAAAGUGUUGGUAGUCUUCGUGACACUCUGGUUCAUUUAUCAGUAUUAAUUGCAACAGUUGUGUCACUUAAUGAAUUUUUAUUGGUUGAUAUUUUGCACAAAGAUCCAUCAAGUGUAGAUGACACUAUGGUGAGUAGCCACAAAAAAUUAAAUACACAUACAAAUACAAAUAACUCUCAUAAAGGUUUUGUCACAGUCAAAAUGUGAAUUUAUAUUUUAUUCUAAACAUAAAAUAAUAAGUAUAUUCACCAGUUUUUGUAUUGCUGCUCUUAAUUAUAUUCUUUUUUUUUCAUGACAACUUGAUAAUAAUGUUACAUUGUAGCAAAGUACUAUACUCAAAACUUAAAAUACAGUUAUCAAUUGUACAUACAUAGUUUCACCUGCAUCCUUUUUCUUUUCUUCCAUUCUUCUCUCACUAAG
Molecule: messenger RNA, 1785 nt
Organism: Diatraea saccharalis (sugarcane borer)
Lineage: Eukaryota; Metazoa; Arthropoda; Insecta; Lepidoptera; Crambidae
Source: the annotation of a GenBank genome assembly